Molecule: messenger RNA, 528 nt
Organism: Encephalitozoon romaleae SJ-2008
Lineage: Eukaryota; Fungi; Microsporidia; Unikaryonidae
Exons: 1
Coding region: 1-528 (175 amino acids)
Source: RefSeq, a predicted model, not a curated record
AUGAUGAGACUCUUCAAUUCCUCAAAGCUACUCUCACUAUUCCCAGCUGCCUCUCCAAGCCUUGCUACCUUCUCCUUCAGCGACUCAUGCUCGAAAAUUAACUCCCUGCAUAGCUCUUGUGCCCUCUCACUCACCUGCUUCUCCAAACACUCCUUCAUGAACUCUGCUAUUUCAGGCUUUUCCACAUACUCCAUAAUACGGCAGAUCCUCUGUGCAUUAACCCUGAUGUUCUUGUACACUUUCCCUGAUACAUUACUGACUUUAAGAGGAAUCGCUCCCCUAAGUCCUCCCAAAAGCCCAAUGAUUCCAAUAACACUUAUUGCAAGCAUUAUCUUCCGCUCUCAACUGUAUUUAUACAUUUCUUUUCAAUUAUUCCUCAUAUGGAAAUCCUUAUUGAAACUACUCAUUAUCAACUUCCAGGUGUUAUAUAUAAGAAUGUUUAAGAAGAUUUUUGUAUUUAAUAAUUUCACCCAAAUUAACUUAUUCUUUGGCAUCAUUACCAGUAUCUUGGGGGGAAAUGAUAAAUAA